Messenger RNA from Pocillopora verrucosa, 1279 nucleotides. The record is from RefSeq and is a predicted model, not a curated record. NCBI's taxonomy places the organism in Eukaryota, Metazoa, Cnidaria, Anthozoa, Scleractinia, Pocilloporidae.
AAAGGAGCAGAUAAAGACCAACCUUCAGUUAAGUGACCACGAUGGCGAACAAUACUUUAAGGUCAGCCUUGUUCACUUUAACUGUCAUUGCAAUUUCUUUUGUCGUUCUGUACGUAGGUUGGAUUAACUUGAUAACUAUGCGUAUUCAAGGUUUACACAAUCGCACAGAAUGGGCCGUAAUCAGAAGUAGAAUGGUUCAGCAGCCAAAUGACGAAGGAUCAAUAGAGUCUAUGAACCUAAAGAGACUGGCAACGAUCAGGGACUUCUGCAGAAGGAAUAAUAAAACCAACGAGUCCCUGCAGGAUAUCUCGAAACUUAACAUCAUCGUUAAUGAAGAGUAUAAAAUAUUAUUUUGCUACAUUCCAAAAAUUGCCUGUACUCAAUGGAAAAGUGUCAUGGCAAGUCUUUACGGUCCACAACUUAGGUACCCUGGGAUUCACGAUGCAAGAAAUUUUAAUUUUCUGAGUAACUAUCCAGCAGAUGAAGUCAAAAGGAUGUUGAAAACAUAUUUUAAGUUCGUGUUUGUUCGAGAACCUUUCGAGCGGCUUUUAUCUGCUUACUUGGAUAAAUUCCUACGAGGUGAACCCGCCUUUCACCAUAAUUAUGGAAAACGCAUUAUUACGCUGUACAGACCGGGAGGUAAUCCAGAAGAUAAAAACGUCAAAUUCGACGAAUAUUUAAACUACGUUCUACACAUCGGGGACGGAUACUGGAACGAGCACUGGCAAACUUACAACAACCUCUGUCAGCCCUGUGGUAUUUCUUAUGAUUUCAUUGGACACUUCGAAAAUCUUGAAGAAGAGGCUCAAUAUGCUUUAGAAAUAUCUGGUGUAACAAAAAAGGCGAAUGUCUCAUUUCCUUCGGUCAAACCAUCGCUAACCUCAUCACAAGUUCCAUUUUUCUACAAACAAAUCCACAAGGAGCGGCUUUACGGAACUAUGCAGUUAUUUGGACCAGACUCUGAAAUGUUUGGAUAUGACUUGCCAAAAUCAUUUUAUAAAAUCAUUUCUGAACUCAGCCAGCAGAACAGAACGAAUGACGAUCCCUAAUAAAAGUUGUGGAAAGAGAAGAAUGGUAGGAAUCGCUCAAUAGAGACUUUGGUAUUGGGCUCCGCAUCUUGGCUUUAAACACGAGAACUCCGCAAUGAAAACAUUCCCAUAAUAGUUCAUUCCCUACCUCUGGGGCAAGUUUCUUCCUUAGGUGAUGAAAUGGAGUGCCAAAUAAAUAAUUUUGUUCUGUUCAAUCGCAUUUUUUAUUUUUUUCAUGUACUGUAGAUAAA